UCUGCACCUGCACCGCAAGACUAGUCCUAUAGAAAAAAAUCAAAUACAUCUUAUCUUAUCUUUAUUUUUGUCUAUUCUAGGUGUGUUUUUACCUUGGAUAAAAAUAAACGCAUGAAUAUUUGAUUUCUAACUUUUUAAAAACAUCUAAACGAACAUUGAAAAGUAGUUCGUGGUUUCUGAUAAUUAUUAUUAUUAUAUUCCAGAAUUAGAUUCUAGUCCAUGUGGUAUUUUGUGAUAAUAUUUUACUGCUACAAAGCUAUUAAUGUUAGUAUAUCGCCGGGGAGGCAAUAAAAAUUGUUGUUUCAAAGUGUAAUCAAGUUUAGUGUAGAACAACCGGACAAUAAUGUUCAUUCUCUCUCAACAUUUGUAAAUAUAAAUAUAGUUAUUCAUUGAAGAGGUGCUGAGGAUGAAAAACGUGACAAGCAAUAGAUUAUAAGAUAUAUAGAGAAGACAAUUAUGAAGAUAAUAUCAUAUUAUUUGCGAAGGCUCAUAAUUGCAGCAUUUAUUGUUGUGUGUAUCUACUGUAUCGCUCAAGUCUUUAGAUCCGAGUUGAAAUUUAAUGAUGAAGAUUCAAGUCAGUUGGGAAAGCUUAUGCGUAUCUCACAAAUGAUCAACGAUGCCAAACAGCAAGUAUCAUAUACAGGAAAUGGAUCACCGGCAUGUACAUUUCCAGAACUCGAUAUUUUAAAUCCAGAAAUAAUGAAGUUUAUUAAGGAUGUCAAACCCUUGGAUUGUAAAAUGGAAGAUUGGGUCACUGUGGAGGGAUCAAAGUUGAAAAUUUCAAAUAAAAUCAAAACUCGUUAUGGAGAAAUAACUUGCGCUUUUAAAGAAAUUAUCAGAAAGAAUGAUUUCGAAGUUAGUUUAACGGAUGCAGUUGAAUCAAAUGAUGUUUAUAUUUUAAAAGAAAGUGAUUUUGCGGACGUUAAAUGUGAAUCGCAGACUGGAAAACAAUGGCACAGCGUAUUGGCAGGUGUAAAACAAGAUCCCUCAGUGAAAACUGAUUAUACUUGGGAUAAAGUUCCAGAAAAGGGUCUUAAAUUAAAUGUUCUUAUGUUUGGAUUUGAUUCAUUGUCACGUAACACAUUUAUUCGCAAAUUACCAAAGUCGUAUCGUUAUUUAAAAACAAAUUUAAAUUCUCUUAUAUUAGAAGGCUAUAAUAUUGUCGGUGAUGGAACACCUCAAGCUUUAAUUCCAAUUCUUACUGGAAAAAUUGAACUCGAAUUGCCAGAAACAAGAAAACGAAUGGGAUCAAAAGCAAAUUUUGUUGACGUUUAUCCACUUAUUUGGAAAAAAUACAAAGACAGCGGUUACAUCACUGGUUUCAUGGAAGAUGUUCAUCAUAUUGGAACGUUCACAUAUCGCCUUAAAGGAUUUAAACAACAACCAACGGAUCAUUAUAUGAGAACUUUCUAUUUGUCUGCUUCUCCACUUUUUAAAUAUUCAAAAAAGUUUUGUCUCAAUGGAAUUCCAUUACACUCGGUAAUGAUGAAUUACAUAAAAACAAUGUUUGAUGAAUAUCGGGACCAACCAAAAUUUGCAUUUGGCUUUCACGGAGAACUCUCACAUGAUUCUUAUAAUGAUAUUGGUGCUGCCGACGAAGAUAUUUAUCAGUGGCUUGAAAGUCUAAACUACAGUGGACAUUUGAAUAACACUAUUUUGAUUUUUAUGAGCGAUCAUGGACACAGAUUCGCAGAUAUCAGAAAUACUGUGCAAGGCAAACAAGAGGAGAGACUUCCGUUUUUUUCCUUUACAUUUCCACCCUGGUUCAAGGAAAUUCAUCCGCGGGCUUAUGAAAAUUUUCUAUACAAUACAAAACAUUUAACAACGCCUUUUGACAUUCACAAGACACUUGAGAAAAUAUUAGAUUUUGAUAAUCCUAAACUAGGUGACAAAGCAGAACGUGCCAUCAGUCUUUUUGACAAGAUUCCUUUACAAAGAACAUGUGCCGAUGCUUUUAUAGAACCUCAUUGGUGUGCUUGUCUUAAUUGGCAAGAAAUUUCAAUUGGUGAUCCAGCAGUGAUAGACGCGGCAAAUUAUUUUCUGAAAUUUUUAAAUUCAAUCACCAAAAAACACCGUAACAUAUGUGAGAAGCUACAACUCGGGGAUAUUUUAUGGGCUUCUAAGUUAUCACCAACUAAAGGUCUUUUAAAUUUUCAAAAGUCAGGAGAUCUUGAUGGUUUUGUUGGUGAUUUUACAUCGAAAACUAAAGUAAAAUCAGAAAUAUAUCAAAUAAAAAUAAAAACAGAACCUGGUGGUGGACUUUUUGAAGGAAGUAUAACCCAUAAUCUGAAUAAUAAUAAUAAUAAUAAUAAUUUUUCAAUGAAGAUAACAGACGUUAGUCGAAUAAAUAUGUAUGGUACGCAAGCAAGAUGCGUCGAGAACCAUUUGUACGAUUUGCGUAAAUACUGUUAUUGCAAAAACUAAUUUAAAAUUAGUAACAGUAACGUUACUAAAAUGUUGCUGUGCACAAAUGUGAUAUCAGAAAGUAUUGAAGUAUCUUGUAAUUAGUUGAUUAUUUAUGACUGAUUUUAUGUAUAGAAAUUUAAAAAUACUUUUUACAUACUACUCAUCGCAAAAAAUUUAACACCAAUACCCAGUUUAUUAAACAGAACGAUCUCUAAAUAUCAGCCAUAAUAUUAAGCAUAAGGUAUACAUCAAGUCAGAAUAUAUUUCACAAAAAAUAUUAUAUACAUAUUUUAUCAAAAAUAUUCAAAUAAUUCUUAUGAGUUUUUUUUUGUACAUAUAUAUUUAAUAGUAUUUAAUAUAUAUAAUAUAUGAAAUAGAUGCCAAACAUUUGUUAACCUUUUAAGAAUCAGACAAUUCAUUUUAUAGAGAAGUCGAGUUUAAAAAUUUACCACUACUUAAAAAAAUUAAAUUAUUUAUUACUCUUUAAUAGUUCAUUUAUUUUACAACUUUUAAAUUGUUUUAGCUUUUUAAAAACAUUGGUGACAAUAAUUAAAUAUAUAAUUAUUUUCAAAUUAUCAAAAACUUUUCCAAAUUUUCAAAAUAUGACAAAACUUUGUUAAAUUAUUUAACACUUAUUUUUAUUUUAGAAUUUCCGUCAAUUUUAAUUUUUUAAUCGUUUCUUUUUACAACUAGAGUUUAAAGUUUCUAAUUAAAUCUAUUAUAAUUUAUAAAUAUUAUCAAUUGUGAUAAUCACGUUUAAAAAAAUCAACAAAUAAAAUGAAAUUUAAGACUAAAAAGGGAUCAUAUCCACAAAGUAUGUGAUUGUAAAUAUUUAUUUUGCCGACACUCAUACUUCCUAUAAAGUAUCACAUGCUUGUGGAUGAGCUCUAAUGAAAUUUUGAAAUAAAUUUAAAUUAUGGCUAAUAGUCAUUUAAAAACACAUAAAAUCACGACAUUGGAAUAUUAUGUAAAUUAUAAAUGAACAGCAAAGUAUUAAUUUAGAAGAUUAUUAUAAACGUAACUAAGUGUUUUAAAAAUCAAACAGUACGUUUUAGCGUACAAACGCACAAGUAUUUAAAAUUGUGCUUAAAUAGCGUCAUAUCAGUAUUAAAGUAAUGAAAAAUUAAUUAUUUUAAUUAUGAUUCGAUCUUUUAAUUGCAGUAUAUUUUAUUUCUACAAUAGAAUACAGAAUAAACUUGCUACAAUUUCAAAAAAAAAGGAAUUUUUUCAUUUAUUGUUCAAGAAAAUAAGAAUUCGUUAAAUAAAUUGACCGACUGUUUCUCAUUUGCAUAUUUUCAUUGCUUUAAUGUUUAAUAUAUUAAAGUCAUAAUUAUAAUUUAUUAAUAACAAUGAUGAGGGUCGAUGGAGACUAUGUAAGGUUAAAAUUAAAAAUUUUAGAAGGUUUUACUGAAUUAUUCGAAUUUUUGUUAAGAAAAGAAUAUUCACAUUGAAAAAUUGCGUUCCACAAAGCCCGGUGAAAUUAAUAUUAGAAUCAAUUCAAUAUAUUUCGCAUAAAGUUGUUCAUUUUUAAAAAUUAUAAUUGAUUGCGUAUGUUUUUGAAAUUCGGAAUGUAAAUUGCAAAAAAUUUAAUUAUUAAAUUAAGACUUAUAAUCAAUAUAAAGUGCUAAAAAAUUUGAACUUUAUAUUCGGUCUGAGUUUCAAUUUAAUAUUCUAUUUUAUGGAAGGUAUAGUUAAUUGCUCUAAAAAUCAACGACUUUGUACAUAAUAUAGUAAAUCGACUCAAAUAUUAAAAAUAAUAUGUAAUAAUGUUUUGCCAUUUAAAUGUAUUUAGAAUAUUAUCAAAUGCCAAAUGUUCUUCAUGUAUAUGAAAUAGAUUAAUGUAAAACACAA
This is a messenger RNA of Leptopilina boulardi, 4257 nucleotides long. RefSeq lists its product as uncharacterized. The coding region runs from base 457 to 2424 and encodes 655 amino acids. The transcript is spliced from 11 exons. The record is from RefSeq and is a predicted model, not a curated record. Lineage: Eukaryota; Metazoa; Arthropoda; Insecta; Hymenoptera; Figitidae.